AGUAUCUGUCGGAAGAUAUUUCUGCGCUCUUCACAUCCUCCAGACAAAAUUGAACUCCAUUCAUUAUCUUGCUCCUCGAAGAAGUAGCAGCAAUGGCUGCUUUGCCAUCUACAUAUUUUUUCAACAGGUCGAUUUCUCUCAUUGGCUUAUCGGAUUUGCCAUCGCAAGAGCGCAGUGCAAGGGGAGCUCGGUGUUUCACGAAAGGAACUUAUUCUAGGCAUUUUUCUAAUCGAGGAAUUUCCCCGUUCCUCAAAGGUGUGUUUUUCCCCUCUCUAUCGAAGACAUUACACUCUAAAAUUCCAAAAUGCAGUGGCCCCUCAAACAUAAGCAGUGACAACGGCAAGAGCUCAAACCAAGAGAAGAUACCUUUUGGAUAUACAAGGAAGGAUGUUCUACUAAUUGGACUUGGCCUUACGGUUGUUGGAAUUGGCCUGAAGUCUGGAUUGGAGUAUCUUGGAGUCGAUCCAUUGCAGGCUGGGAAUGUUGUUCAAUUAGUUCUGGUUUUAGGGCUCACUGUAGGAUGGAUUUCUACUUAUAUCUUCAGAGUCUCAAAUAAGGAAAUGACUUAUGCCCAACAGCUUCGUGACUAUGAAGACAAAGUCAUGCAGGGUGUUGGGGAAUCUGUGAAAUACAGGGAUACAGACGAAUUAACUGGAUAAUCGAAUGGAUCCUGUAAUGCAUACCCUGCAAAAGUUAUAACUCAUCCCCACUGGAUUGAGAGGCAUUUAACUUUGGGAUAAUCCAAUCUACACUCAAGAAUUCUGGUCGAACAUUGAGUCUAAAAACGAGAUUAUGUUUUUGUUCUUACUUUGAAAAUGACCAAGAAUCUAAAUUUAAAACAGGGAAGUAGCUUUUAGUGUUAACGGUGCAGCCUUUAAUGAAUGGAUGCGCCUACUUUUGAAUGGACAUGGAUUUUCAUUCGAGACAUGUCCGUAAGAGUCCAUUUAGCUUUCGGGUACUGUCUCACUGAUUGACUCGAUAUCAUUUCAAUUUAUACGAGCAUGAACCUCUUAAUUUGUAUUAUAGUUGAACACAAUAUCCCUUGAAUCUUGAAUAAAUCCAGAUCACACAAAAAAUUGACAACAUAUGGUACUUCAAUCAAGUUUAGAUUGAAUUUGGUUUGUACUUGAGUGCAAGUUUUGCACACAACUGCUCACUUAAAGUAGCUGUUCCCUUGUUUCUUAAGUUUCUGUAUCUCGAUUUGAAAGAUUGAAUUUCGAAGUAUAAAAGCUGAAAAUCCGUUGCAACAGAAAAGGCUGGAGAGCUUGACGGAAGCAGAGAUAGAAGCAUUGCUCGAACAAGUUGAGGAAGAAAAGAAUCGAUU
Molecule: messenger RNA, 1324 nt
Organism: Andrographis paniculata
Lineage: Eukaryota; Viridiplantae; Streptophyta; Magnoliopsida; Lamiales; Acanthaceae
Exons: 5
Coding region: 93-659 (188 amino acids)
Source: RefSeq, a predicted model, not a curated record